This is a messenger RNA of Carya illinoinensis, 6115 nucleotides long. RefSeq names its product putative disease resistance RPP13-like protein 1. The transcript has 2 exons. The coding region runs from base 340 to 4386 and encodes 1348 amino acids. The record is from RefSeq and is a predicted model, not a curated record. Gene Ontology annotation, biological process: defense response to other organism. Gene Ontology annotation, molecular function: protein binding; ADP binding. Lineage: Eukaryota; Viridiplantae; Streptophyta; Magnoliopsida; Fagales; Juglandaceae.
UGCACAUAAUGGAUGAUGAGUUGGUCUCCACUCACUCCACCAAUAAAGUUGCCGACAACGUCAAUAUAUUACUAUUAUCCUUUGGUUUUUCUCUUUUGUUUCUUACCAUAGAACGUGCGAGGAAGAGUGCUGACAAUGGAUUCCGUCCGUUGAUCGAACUCGACAAAAUUACAACCCACCUUCUCCGAACAAUACCCAACAACCAUUGAAGACUUGUUGUUGUUGACUUGUGCGAGCACUCUUUAUAGCUUCUUCCCAGACGGAACCGGUUACUUCUUUCGACUCUCUGGUUAGUCUUUUGCAUCUUUUCCUGAUUCAUUCCUUUCUCCAGAGGAAACAAUGGCAGUGGGAGAGCUCUUUCUUGGUGCGUUCCUUCAAGUGUUAUUUGCCGAAUUGGCUUCACCCGUGGUGCGGGCCUUUGCACGCCGAGAGGGACUUGAAAAAAAGCUGGACAAGUGGCGCAAGACGCUGUUAACGAUUCAAAAGGUGCUUGAUGAUGCAGAGGAGAAGGAAUUACAUUCUGAGAAUACGGCAGUAAAAGAGUGGCUGGAGGAUCUCAAAGACUUGGCCUACGAUGUGGAGGACAUACUCGAUGAGUUUGUCACACAAGCUCCGCGACGCAAAUUAAAGGGUAAAAAUCAGGCAACGACUAGUAAGGUACGGAAUCUCAUCCCUGCUUAUUUUAGUGGUUUAGGAAGUAGGCUGGAGUCAAAUAUCAAGGAAAUCAGUACUCGAUUUGAAGAUCUAGCGGCACGAAAAGAGAAACUCAAUUUGAGACAAAAUGUUGACAGGAGGCCACAUGGAAUAAGAGGGCCACUGGCCCCAACUUCUAUAGUGAAUGAAGACGUUUACGGCAGGGAAGGAGAUAAAAAGGCUUUACUUGAUUCAUUGCGGAGUCAAGGAUCAAAUGAUCAAGUCUCUGUGAUUCCUAUAAUUGGUAUGGGGGGUAUUGGAAAGACAACCCUUGCCCAGUUUGUAUACAAUGAUGAAGAAGUCAAAAGUUCGUUUGAGCCUAGAGCUUGGACUUGCGUUUCUGAAGAUUUCGAUGCUAUUAGGGUCACGAAAGCAAUUUUAAAAUCUCUUAGCCAUGGAAGCAAUGAUGAUAAUGAUUUGAAUUUGUUGCAAAUCAAAUUAAGUGAGGCCCUAAAAGGGAAGAAAUUUCUAGUCAUUCUGGAUGAUCUUUGGAAUGAGAAUUAUAAUGAUUGGAGAAUCUUACUUGCUCCUUUCAAAGCAGGCGCUCCAGGAAGUGUAGUUAUCAUCACAACUCGCAAUCGAGGAGUUUCAAAUAUCACAGGUACCACUCAAGCUUACCAGCUGGAUUUGUUGUCAAAUGACGCUGCUGUGUCCAUAUUUACCCAACAUGCCUUUGGGGUAGAAGACUUUUCUUCACAUGCACACCUCAAAGACAUUGGUUUGGAAAUCGUUCGAAAAUGUAAAGGCUUGCCUUUAGCGGUGAAAACCCUUGGAGGCCUCUUACGUUCAGAAAAGAACCGUGAUAAGUGGGAGGAAGUAUUGAAAAGCGAGAUAUGGGAUAUUCCAGAGAAGAAAAGUGGAAUCGUUCCAGCUCUUAUGUUGAGCUACUAUCAUCUCCCAUCGCAUUUGAAGAGAUGUUUUGCAUACUGUUCUAUACUCCCAAAAGAUUAUGAGUUUGAAAAGAAGCAUGUGGUUCUAUUAUGGAUGGCAGAAGGCUUGAUUCAACAAGGAAAAGAGGAAAAAGAAAUGGAAAUUUUGGGUGAAGAGUAUUUUCUUGAUUUGUUGGCAAGGUCAUUUUUCCAACAAUCCAACAACAAUAAAUCUCGAUUUGUGAUGCAUGACCUCAUCAAUGACUUGGCUAAAUCUGUUGCAGGAAAUACAUGCUUUAGAAUGGAAGAUAGAGUUGAGGGUAGUAAACAAGGGAGUAUUUUUAAAAAGGCUCGCCAUAUGUCUUACCUAGGUUCCUAUUGUGAUGGCUUUAAAAAGUUUGAGGCCUUUUCUGAACUCACAUGUUUACGUACCUUCUUACCUUUAAUGUUGCCAUUUCCUGGGGAUUGUCAUUUGACCAGUUAUGUUUCUCGUGAGUUGUUGCCAAAAUUACGAUGUUUGAGGGUGCUCUCAUUGAAAGGUUACUUCAUAACCAAGAUAUCGAAUUCAAUUGGUGAUAUCAUGCAUCUACGGUAUCUUGACCUGUCUCGCACUUGCAUCACCAGCUUGCCUGAAUCAACAACCACUCUUUACAAUUUACAAACAUUGUUGUUAGAACAAUGCCUACAGCUAAAGAAACUACCUUCAACAUUUGGGAACCUGGUCAACUUACGUCACCUCAAUAUUUUAGGAACUAUAUCACUAAAAGCAAUGCCUCCGCAUAUAGGCAAAUUAACUUGUCUUCGAACGUUGUCUGAUUUCAUUGUGGGAAAAGAUUGUUGCUCAGGGUUGAAGGAGCUAGGAUCUUUGUCGCAUCUUCGAGGUACACUCUGCAUUUCAAAAUUGGAGAACGUGAUUGAGCCAGAGGAUGCAAGGGGCAUGAAUUUAAGUGGUAAGCCGAACCUUGAUGGGUUGUCAUUGGGAUGGAGUGAAGACAUUGAUGACUCAAAGGACAGAACAAGUGAAAAGGAGUUUCUUAACUUGCUACAGCCUCACAAAGUUUUGAAAGAACUGACUAUCAGAUGCUAUGGGGGUACAGAUUUUCCGACAUGGUUAAACUGCCCUUCCCUUCCUAAUCUGGUGUUCUUAACUAUUGAAAAUUGUAAAAAGUGCACAUCAUUGCCCCCAUUGGGGAAACUUCCAUCACUCAGAGUCCUUUCGAUCGCAGGUAUGGCUAGCAUGAAGAGUAUGGGUCCUGAAGUUUGUGGGGAUGGCUCAUCACAACCUUUUAGAUCCUUGGAGACUCUAAAUUUCAAGAAUAUGGUGGAGUGGGAGAACUGGAGUCCUUGUGAAGCAUUCUCAAACUUACGUGAGCUCUCUAUUAAAAAUUGUCCCAAGCUGUCGGGAAAUAUACCAAACCACCUUCCUUCACUUGAAAAUGUUGAGAUAGAUGGAUGUUGUCGGAACUUAGUGGUCUCAGUUGCAAGCUUUCCAGAUCGAUGCAAAAUAAAAUUUGGGGGAUCAGAAGGGGUGGUGUGCGGAAGAUCAGAAGUUGAUUUUAGCUCGCUGAAUUUGAUGCAUCUUUCAACAAUUUCAGAAUUUGAGUCUCAAAUGAAAGUGUUAAUUACAAUGGGUGGGCUGGCAAAUGUACAAAAGUUAAUGGUUUAUGGAUUGAAGGAACUGACGCAUUUGUGGUCAAAUGCGGUGGGAUCAUUUCCACAUCUCCCAAGUCUUCGUUAUCUGCAGGUUUCUGAUUGUCCAAAACUAGUUUCGUUGGUAGCUAAAGGCCAGCUGCCUCCAACUCUAAAGGAACUACGUAUACGGGAUUGCAAAAAUAUUCAGAUUUUGGUAGAGGAGGAUGACACGGCCAACAGCUGCGGCAACAGCGGUGACAACACCAGAUCUCAUGAUCUUCAGGAUUUGAGCAUUUCCGACUGUCCAUCCCUCAAAUCCCUAAUAUCAAGCGGUGAAUUACCAACAACACUUCAAACAUUAGAGAUUGAUUCAUGUCCAGAGCUAGAGUCAAUAGCGAAGGAAUUACAUCAUAAUUCAUUGCUUAAAUCUCUUAGCAUUUUUGAGUGUCGAAACCUUAAAUCCUUACCCACCGGUAUACACAGUCUCAGCCAUCUAAGCGAUAUUCAAAUUUGGAAUUGUCCAAGUCUCGAUUUCUUACCGGACGGUGAGUUGCUCCCUGCCAACCUGACAAGGCUUCGUGUUGACAGCUGCGAGAAAAUGCAAGCGGUGGUCAAUCGCAGCAUACACACUUGCACCUCUCUUCAAGUUUUGAGGAUGACGAAAUGUCCAAGAGCACUUGUAUGCUUUCCAGAAGAAGGUUUUCCCACCAACCUAACAUCUCUUUCGAUCUAUGAUAGCAGUAUCGCUCAGGGCUUGUUUGAGUGGGGGUUGCACAGGAUUGCCUCUCUCAGAGUUCUUCGAAUUUGCGAUGGAACUUCGCACCUGGUGUCCUUUCAAGAGAUGAAUCUGCCUACUUCUCUAACCGAUUUGCACAUCUUUGACUUUCCAAAUCUGGAAUACUUGUCUCCCGAGGGCUUUCGAAACCUCACAUCACUUGAAUAUCUGUGUAUCAGCAAUUGCGAAAAACUCGCGUCCUUACCAAAGAAGGGCCUACCUCCCUCACUCCGAAAACUUGAUAUUAGGGAUUGUAAAAAGUUAACGUCAUUUCCAACAAAUUGCCUGCCUCCCUCACUCCUGGUGCUUCGGAUCGAGGGAUGUCCUGAUUUGGGAGAAUGGUGCAAGAAAGAACGAGGACGGGAGGGGUCUACGAUAGCCCGCAUUCCCAAAGUAUUCCUAGCUUCCACCACCUGAACAAGGUACACACAUAAUUAGAGAUUAAGGCAUCGUUUGACCAGUUAUGUUUCUCUUGAGUUGUUGCCAACAUUACGAUGCUUGAGGGUGCUCUCAUUCAACGGUUACAGCAUAACCAAGAUAUCGAAUUCAAUUGGUGAUCUCAUGCAUCUACGGUAUCUUGACCUGUCUCGCACUCGGAUCACCAGCUUGCCUGAAUCAACAACCGCUCUUUACAAUUUACAAACAUUGUUGUUAGAAGAGUGCUCAUGUCUAGAGAAACUACCUUCAACAUUUGGGAACCUGGUCAACUUACGUCACCUCAAUAUUUUACAAGCAAGAUCACUAAAAGAAAUGCCUCUGCAUAUAGGCAAAUUAACUUGUCUACGAAUGUUGUCUGAUUUCAUUGUGGGAGAAGAUUGUUGCUCGGGGUUGAAGGAGCUAGGGUCUUUGUCCUAUCUUCGAGGGACACUCUCCAUUUCAAAAUUGGAGAACGUGAUUGUGCCAGAGGAUGCAAGGGGCUUGAAUUUAAGUGAUAAGCGGAACCUUGAUGGGUUGUCAUUGGGAUGGAGUGAACACAUUGAUGACUCAAAGGACAGAACAAGUGAAAAGGAGUUUCUUAACUUGCUGCAGCCUCACAAAGUUUUGAAAGAACUGACUAUCAGAUGCUAUGGGGGUACAGAAUUUCCGACAUGGUUAAACCGCCCUUCCCUUCCUAAUCUAGUGCUCUUGACUAUUGAAAAUUGUAAAAAGUGCACAUCAUUACCCCCAUUGGGGAAACUUCCAUCACUCAGAUUCCUUUCGAUCGCAGGUAUGGCUAGCGUGAAGAGUAUGGGUCCUGAAGUUUGUGGGGAUGGUUCGUCACAACCUUUUAAAUCCUUGGAGACUCUGAAUUUCAAGAAUAUGGUGGAGUGGGAGAACUGGAGUCCUUGUGAAGCAUUCUCAAACUUACGUGAGCUCUCUAUUAAAAAUUGUCCCAAGCUAUCGGGAAAUUUACCAAACCACUUUCCUUCACUUGAAAAUGUUGAGAUAGAUGGAUGUUGUCCGAAGUUAGUGGUCUCAGUUUCAAGCUUUCCAGAUCGAUGCAAAAUAAAAUUUGAGGGAUCAGAAGGGGUGGUGUGCGGAAGAGAAGUUGAUUUUAGCUCGCUGAAUUUGAAGCAUCUUUCAACAAUUUCAGAAUUUGAGUCUCAAAUGAAAGUAUUAAUUACAAUGGGUGGGCUCGCAAAUGUACAAAAUUUAGAGGUUUAUGGAUUCAAGGAACUGACACAUUUAUGGUCAAAUGUACAAAAAUUAGUGGUUCAAGGAUGCAUGGAACUGACGCAUUUGUGGUCAAAUGCGGUGGGAUCAUUUCCGCAUCUCCCAAGUCUUCGUUAUCUGGUGGUUUCUGGUUGUCCAAAACUAGUUUCGUUGGUAGCUAAAGGCCAGCUGCCUCCAACUCCAAAGGAACUACAUAUUCGGGAUUGCAAAAAUAUUCAGAUUUUGGUAGAGGAGGAGGAUGACACGGCCAACAGCUGCGGCAGCAACGGUGACAACACCAGAUCUCAUGAUCUUCAGGAUUUGUACAUAUAUAUCAUGUACAUUUGAAAAUUCGGUUGCGGAUGGUUGGAUUAGAAAACAGGGAUUAAUACAUAUUUAUUUUUCUCAGUGAUCCAAAAACUGGAAUUCCGGAGGACUAAAUUAAAAAGAGAUAAAUAAAUUAUGAAUUGAGUUUUAUAACAUUUAUAUAAAUUAUGAAUUGAGUUUUAUAACA